This is a messenger RNA of Pyrus x bretschneideri (Chinese white pear), 1790 nucleotides long. Its product is annotated as F-box/kelch-repeat protein At1g16250. The transcript is spliced from 4 exons. NCBI's taxonomy places the organism in Eukaryota, Viridiplantae, Streptophyta, Magnoliopsida, Rosales, Rosaceae. Gene Ontology annotation, molecular function: protein binding. The record is from RefSeq and is a predicted model, not a curated record. The coding region runs from base 392 to 1552 and encodes 386 amino acids.
UGGUAGGGAUAGCGAGGGGAGUACAUGAUUAUGUUAUUCAUUAUGUUUACAUCAACAAAAGAAUAUUUAGGUCGUCACGAAAAGUAAAAGGAAAAAACCAAUUUAUCCCCAACUCCAUCUUCUUCUUUUUUUUUUCUGAAUCAAGCAUUUCUGAAAGUAAGUGUGAGGGCCACAGAGGAUUGGAGCCGCUGAAACUGCAAAGAAGCUAGCUUGGAUUUGAUUUUCUGCCCAGAAUCCAGAAGGCCAACAAUCCAUUUACCUGCUAUUUCUGAUAUUCAUCAGAAGGGUUUGAUUUUCAAAUUGGUAUUUGAUUUCUGUAGCGGAGUUGCCGAUGCCCAUUUCAGGUUGAUAACCAAAAGGAGCCAUUUUUUUUUCUGGAUAUACUGAAAAUAUGGAGUCUUUGCACCGAUGUAUUAUUCCUGGAUUGUCUGAUGAUUUGGCGUUGAGAUGCUUGGCAAAGUUGUCUCAUGGGUACCAUGGAUUGCUUGAAACUGUCUCAAAGACGUGGAGAGAUUUAUUACGCAGCUCGGACUAUGCCAACUAUAAAGCUAGAAAAGGAUGGUGCGGUGACUGGCUGUUUGUUCUUACAGAAGGAUCUUACAAUGAGUGGGUUGCUUAUGAUCCUGAAGCUGAUAGGUGGCAUCCUUUGCCAAAGAUUCCCACCGCUCAUGGUGACUGGAAACACUUUGGAUUUUCAGGUAUUGCUGUCUGCAACCGAUUUUUCGUUAUUGGAGGGUCCUAUGCGCAGAAUGAUCCACCGGUUCCCCACCAAAAGUCUUUGGUAACAAAUGAGGUGAUGCAGUUUGAUCCGUUUAAGAAACAAUGGACCAGUGUGGCAAGCAUGCUUACACCGCGUACUCAUUUUGCAUGUAGUGUUGUUUCUGGUAAAAUUUACGUUGUUGGGGGCCGCAACGUAUCUUGCACCCGAGGGCUUGCUCUUGCCGAGGUUUAUGAUCCUGUGGCUAAUAAAUGGGAGGAGUUGCCACCCAUGCUCAAUCCUCAGAUGGACUGCUUAGGCUUGUCAUGCAAAGGCAGAUUUCAUGUUCUCAGUGAUCAAGUAGGCCUGCCAGACCAAAAUACCUCCGAGGUUUUUACUCCAUCCGAUGGAACAUGGCGCACUGUGGAAGACAUCUGGCCUUUUUCUAGGGCAAUGCAAUUUGCAGCUCAGGUGAUCGGAGAUAAUCGAAUAUAUACUGUUGUAGACUGGGGCGAGAGCUUGAUUAAAACAAGGGAUACUGAAAAGGGAGAGUGGUACACCGUAGGCUCAGUUCCGUCGGUGAUUUUUCAUGAUCACCCUCGGCCGCUGGAGGCUUUUGGCUACGGUUUUGCUGCCUUAAGGCACGAACUAUAUGUACUGGGAGGGAAGGCUCUCAAGUGGGAACAAUCUGGUGCCGGGAGGUUUGACAUUGUGAAGUUGGGUUUGGUGAGGGUUUGCAAUCCAUCGGCUAAGCCAUUAAAAUGGAGGGAAACUAGACCGAUGAUUGGGUCAGCUCGUGGCACCGUUAUAGGGUGUGCAUCCAUGGAAGAAGAAUCUUCAUUUUUAACACGGUGAAGUUGUAUCCCGACGAUAAAAUGGAGCGAUUUCAGCUGACUGACUGACGGAUUGACAAGAAAAGAAAAGCCUUGCCGGAAGAAUGUUUUCAAAUUUGUCAAGGGAACAUGCUUUGGCUUUGAUUCUGUAUUGAGUUAUUCGCUCAAUAACUCUAUUGAGUUACAAACCGUGUGCAGUACUAUUGUGUUUUGAAACCUUAUAAUUUAAUUAAAAUCAGAAUUUUUUUUUUGUUAAAAAA